AUGGAUUUCGGGUCCUUGGAGACUGUGGUAGCCAACUCUGCUUUCAUUGCUGCCCGAGGUAGCUUUGAUGGGAGCAGUGCCCCAUCCUCCCGGGACAAGAAGUACCUGUCCAAACUCCGGCUGCCCCCACUGUCCAAGUGUGAGGGCCUCCGCGACAGCCUCAGCUUGGAGUUCGAAAGCCUAUGCUCAGAGCAGCCUAUUGGCAAGAGGCUCUUUCAGCAGUUCCUGAAGACAGAUGAGAGGCACGUGCCGGCCCUGGAGCUCUGGAAAGACAUCGAGGACUAUGACACAGCUGAUGAUGACCUGCGGCCCCAGAAGGCACAGGCCAUCUUGGCAGAGUACUUGGACCCAAAGGCCACACUCUUCUGCAGCUUCUUGGAUGAAGGCAUGGUGGCAAAAGUGAGGGAAGGUCCAGCUGGGAGCCAGGAUGGCCUCUUCCAGCCCCUUCUUCAGGCCACACUAACUUACCUGAGCCAGGAUCCCUUCCAGGAGUACCUGAAUAGCCUUCACUUUCUGCGGUUCUUGCAAUGGAAGUGGCUGGAGGCUCAGCCCAUAGGCGAGGACUGGUUCUUGGACUUUAGGAUCCUGGGAAAAGGGGGCUUUGGGGAGGUGUCUGCUUGCCAGAUGAAGGCAACUGGUAAAAUGUAUGCUUGUAAGAAGCUCAACAAGAAGCGAUUGAAGAAGAGGAAGGGGUACCAGGGUGCCAUGGUGGAGAAGAGGAUUCUGGCCAAAGUGCAUAGCAGGUUCAUUGUGUCUCUGGCCUAUGCAUUUGAAACCAAGACUGACCUCUGUCUGGUGAUGACCAUCAUGAAUGGAGGUGACAUAAGGUACCACAUCUACAAUGUGGAUGAGGAGAACCCUGGCUUUCUGGAGCCCCGUGCCAUCUACUACACGGCACAGAUCAUCAGCGGCCUGGAGCACUUGCACCAGCGGCGGAUCGUCUACCGUGACCUCAAGCCUGAGAAUGUGCUGCUGGACAACGACGGAAAUAUCCGAAUUUCUGACCUUGGGCUGGCCGUGGAGCUGAAGGAAGGGCAGAAUAAGACCAAGGGCUAUGCAGGGACCCCAGGCUUCAUGGCCCCUGAGCUCCUGAAAGGUGAAGAGUAUGACUUCUCCGUGGACUUCUUUGCCCUGGGGGUCACACAUUAUGAAAUGAUUGCAGCCAGAGGACCCUUCCGAGCAAGAGGAGAGAAGGUGGAGAACAAGGAGCUCAAGCAGCGAAUCCUCUCAGAGCCUGUCAAGUACCCGGACAAGUUCAGCCAGGCCAGCAAGGACUUCUGCGAGGCACUGCUAGAGAAGGACCCAGAGAAGCGCCUGGGCUUCAGGGAUGGAAGCUGUGAUGCACUGCGAGCCCACACCCUUUUCAAAGACAUUAGCUGGAGGCAGCUCGAGGCUGGGAUGUUGAUCCCUCCGUUCAUCCCAGACUCUAGGACUGUCUAUGCCAAGAACAUUCAAGAUGUUGGUGCCUUCUCUACAGUCAAGGGUGUAGUCUUCGACCAAUCUGACACAGAGUUCUUCCAGGAAUUUGCCUCCGGCAACUGCCCCAUUCCCUGGCAGGAGGAGAUGAUAGAGACAGGAAUCUUUGGGGAGCUGAAUGUGUGGCGCCCUGAUGGGCAGAUGCCUGAUGACAUGAAGGGGAUCAUGGUGGAGGAGGCUGCCCCUGCAUCCAAGUCAGGAAUGUGUCUGGUCUCCUAG
Jaculus jaculus (lesser Egyptian jerboa) is the source of this 1695-nucleotide messenger RNA. RefSeq names its product G protein-coupled receptor kinase 1 (gene Grk1). Gene Ontology annotation, biological process: visual perception; regulation of opsin-mediated signaling pathway; protein phosphorylation. Gene Ontology annotation, cellular component: cytoplasm. The record is from RefSeq and is a predicted model, not a curated record. Gene Ontology annotation, molecular function: rhodopsin kinase activity; ATP binding. The transcript has 7 exons. Bases 1 to 1695 code for a protein of 564 amino acids. Lineage: Eukaryota; Metazoa; Chordata; Mammalia; Rodentia; Dipodidae.